Molecule: messenger RNA, 990 nt
Organism: Penicillium mononematosum
Lineage: Eukaryota; Fungi; Ascomycota; Eurotiomycetes; Eurotiales; Aspergillaceae
Exons: 2
Coding region: 1-990 (329 amino acids)
Source: RefSeq, a predicted model, not a curated record
AUGCGGUCACCGGAGAUGUCAUAUACUCCCGCCUACUACCAGAAUCAAGGACCUUUUGGAACGACACAUCCUCGCAGCUCGAUCGUCACCCCUCCACCGGCUACCUGUCGAUCCCAAGAAGAAUCCUCCGUAUUGGGUCACCCCGUAGGCGCAUCUCGACCCUCCUCUCCUAUACCAAGCCGCGACGUCAGUCCCCGUACCUCUGGCUCACGGACACACCGCGUAUACCAUAAUCAGACACUGGGAGCACCUUCCUGGCCCGGCUCAGACCCCCGAGAGGCCGAUUACGUUCCGGCCGGCGACUCAGCAUCAAGUGGCGCACACAAGGAAGAGCGGACCCAGAGCAGUUGGGCAGACCGGCCGUCAUUAAUGUCGGGGGAACAUUCCAACCCGAGCAUAGUCCGUGUGCGAAAACGAGCCAUUCCGGAUGACGAAAUAGUCACCAAUGAGGGCCAAGAUGCUCUCUUGAUGCUGUUUCGUCUCACAAUCGUCCCAUUUUACUCGCUCGGCGCUUCUCUAUAUACCAUCUUCGCCCUCCUCUUCGCCGUUUUGGUCUCACCUUUCCGUCUCUGCUCAUUUUCUCCAUACCUCCGCGCAACGACGUUCGCAUCACAACUUUGCGACCUCCUUUCUCCUGUCCUCCACAUCCAUGAACGACUCGUUUGCUUGCAGCCACCAUCGGUGGAAGACCGAUCAUCAUCGACUCAAUCGACCCAAUGGAUCCGCUCAGAGCCAGAUUCGGACCAACCGUCAGUGCUAUCCGAGCCGAGCGAGGGCUACGCUGUGACUUCUUCACUUUUCGUCCUGGUACUAUCCCCGUUACUCAGCAUCGUGAUCCUCCUCUUCGCAUGGACAGCCGCCUUUUUCUGGGUCUUCUCUAUGGUCCUGGGUAACCCGGACGGCACCGAGCGGAAGGACGACGGCCGCACCGCCGUUCUUGGAGUCUGCAAAUGGUGGCGGUCGUGGCUCUGCAAAGCCCGGAAAUCAUAA